ACUGCAGCUGGAGCCAGCAGCCAGCAGCUUUCUCUUGUUGACCUUUACUCGCAGCUGGAUAAAGGCAGGUUUAAAGAAAUGCGAAUAUUUGCUAAGAAAAUGCUGAGCUUAUUCGGCUCCACAUAUUUGUGUUAGCAGACAUUCUCUGUCGUGAACUUAAACAAGAACCGAUUUAAGUCAAGACUAAGUAUGUCCCACUUACGUGACAUUUUACGCGUCUCAACCACAGCCCUCAAACCAAAGCAUAACAGUCCAGACCAGACCUGGCCUCUUGACUGAAAUUCAGAUCUCAUUAUAUAAAAUCUAGAAAUCUGUCUAUAAAAUCUUCAUCUAUGAAUUAAGCUCAAACACCUGCUGUUCUCUUGGGCUUGUUAACAGCGGUAGUUUGAAUGUGUGAAUGCAUAAAUUAAUGUUGUUGUUUUUUAAAUUAUUAUUACUUUUGUUUUGUUUUGGUUUUUAUGGCUCUGUUUAAAUGUUGCACAUUGAGUUUUUUUCUGUAAUGAAAUGUGCUCUAUAAAUAAAACACAAUUUCCUGCAUUUUUACACCUAAUUACUUUUGUUCAGCCUUCUGAGAAACAUGCAAAUAAAAGCCAUGUACUAGUUUAAUUUGGGGUGUACAUGCACUUACACAGGUACUCCCUUUAAGUGCUUUUUACUCCACUACAUUUAUUUAAUCAUCUUAGUUACUUUGCUGAUUCAGACUACUUCUACAAAAUCUUAUAAAGAAAACAAAUUCGGGUGUGUUGUCACAGAUUGAGCUACUCAGUAGUAAAUUUAACUCCACAUUCACUGACAACAACACUAAAGUGAUAAGCAUAUUAAUAUAUGUCAGUAAUUAUACUUUCCAUCAUUUUAUCAGUCCAGUCCAUCAGUGCACUUUAAACUGUGGUUUUGAGAAAUGGUGUUCUACAAAUAAGCGGAAAAUUUCUUUUGUUCACUCUGACAUAUGAAUUUCCUUCAUUUGGAGAUCAAGGAAAUCUUGUUGUCUCACUUUUUUUUUCUCUGUCGUUUGCUUUCCUUCUCUCUCUCACACACACAGAUACUCACACAAACACUUCCUGUGAAACUGUCAUUGUGUUCUUUUGGCUGUGCGUAAUACAUCUUGUGUGUUGAGCACUGACCGCCGUCUGUCUCCUUCCUUUUACGCUCUCUGCUUCAAACCCAACAGACUUUGAAGAACAAAAUUAGUAACAUCAGUGCUGCAUUUGUUCAUACUUACUACAAGCACCUGUACGGUACUUGAAUUAAAGCUCAUUUGGGAUGCAGACCUGCUGUUUUUAGACAUGUAGCUGAGCUGAGAAAACAGAAGUUGGUGAAACGUGUUUGGUACGGUGGACGUGUGAUGACAUGGCAGCAGCUAUGCCAUUGUGCUACCACGGUGCCAUCAGCAGGAAGGAAUGUGAGGAUAUCCUGGGAAAGAAGAACAAGGAUGGAGCCUACCUGAUCCGAAACAGUGAGACCAUCCAGGGAGCCAUGUGUCUCUGCGUUUAUAAAAAGAGGGUGGUGUAUACCUACAGACUGCUGCAGACGCACAGCGGACAAUAUACUCUCCUGACAGCCGGAGGUCUUGAGGAGACAUAUUUUAAGACUUUGGAUGACCUGAUCCAUCACUAUAAAAGAAGAAAUCAGGGUUUGGCCAUGCAUCUGCGCCACUCUGUCAAAAGGAAGACAGCCAUGUUGAUCAGUGAGCAAAAACAACCUGAGCAAGAGUUGCCUUUACCUGAAGAAGAACAUGACUAUGAGAAUGCUCCUGAAUCAUCUGAAUAUGUUGAAGUCCUGCCUCCUUGAACUUCUCUGAACACUUGAGGAGUGUGUCAAAGACAUUUUCAGGGAAAACGUUUGAACUAUGGUUGCUUAGAGAAAGAAGACACAUACUGAACUGAAUUCUAAUGAAUGAAUAAGGAAUGUAGACAAGUGGACAAAUGCUGAAGAAAGGAGAUCGUCAUUUGCUUGUGCUGCGGUAAUUCUGUGGUUUUAUUUUUUCCUCCUGCUGUUAGCUCGCAAGUGACAGCUUCAGGUACAGCAGUCUCAGUCAGUUCACUGAGGUCCACAAUGAAAUAUUUAACAACUGGUGGUUGUGUUCCAGUGAGUUCUGGUUCUGACAUUUAAAGUUCCCAGUUCUAAUCAAAUUGCAAAUAUGAAAAGCUUUAUGUCAAGUAUUAUACUAUAGAUGACAAACACAGCUAAACGUUAUACCUGCAUUAUUAUCAGCAUGUUGUUACGUUGCACUGCUGAUAUGGUUGUAGUCCAUUGACUCUCAGGUUAGUAAGAUAACGUGUGUUGACUGAUCAUUUGCAUAUGACUCAUACAAAAUUUGAUGCACAUGGAAACUCUUGACUGAUUAGUGGAAGUCCUUGCUGCAAAUGUAUUCAUACUAUAAGAAACUACCUGCUAUCUAGUUCUUCUAAUUGAAUGUCAGUUCCAGUUUAUCUCAGUCCUGGCCUUACUGGCAUGCUUUUUACAUUUAUUAACAGUCAUGUAGGCCACAGUUUCUCUUUUUUAAAACUGUUUUAACCACAACUUGCAACUUCUGAGCUUAAAGACAAUCUAAGAGUCAAUAGGCCAAUAUUAUUAUAUGUUCUAACCAUCAGAAACACCCAGACCUUGUUUCCUUUCAGGUGCUACUAUUACUUUUAUUUCUUUUUCUUUUUUUUUAAUGACUUCAUCUGAAGCAGGAAGCAUCACACAACAAAAUCCUAUCUGAAAAGGGACAUGAAUGUAUAGUUUCACCUCAACAGGCUCAGUAACUUCCUAAAACUGCUGCUUACUGCAAUUCAGGAGGAAGUAGUACAUUUGCUGGAGACUGUUUUCAUCGGCAGAUUACCGGUAAUCCAUAUUUGGUGCUUUCAGUGCAAGCCAAUCAAUCAGGAAAUUAUGUUACGUUGAUUUUUUAAAAUUGAUUAAACAAAAAGGUUGUCUGACUGCACUGACCCACAAAAUAUAGAUUUAUCUUGGUUUGUGCAGGUCCAAAUGUUAUUAGGCAAAGCAAGAUGCCACAAUUUUUUUUUUUUUUUUUUUAUUUUGUGAUAUCUGGAGAGGAUGUACUUUUCCAUAAUCUAAGGGUCACUUGUGCAGCUGUGACCAUGCAUACAUUUAUUAUUUGUACAGUCAUAUUUCUAUAUGUUCGGUAAUUCUGUUAGGUCUCCCAAAAGUCAUAUUCUUGGUAAUACAGAUACCGUCGUGCCCCACCACACCACCUUGCUUAUCUUAACAGGCCAUUUUCCAUCAAAACUGAUCAACUUAUUUAAUCAGUUCUUGAGUCUUAAACUCUCAACUAAUAAUACUUAAAAAAUAUUGAAACCAAUGUUGUUCUGGUCAAGAUCCUACAGUAUCCAUGUAUGAGAUAUCCCAUGCUAUAGAUUCCAUGGAUGAAUUAUGCUGUGAUGGUUUUUCACAGAGCACAAGAACAAUAUUUAGGGUUGUCUGACGUUCAUUAGCAUAGGUGAGACAAAGGUGAGUGGUGGAGAGGUGGCGGAGAUUAUUGUGAUCAAUAUACAAUUGAGUGAUAAAAUGAUGUUUUGAUGAAUGAAGGAAAAAAUCAGAUCAGUUUUUAUUCUCUUUAUUUUAUUUUAAACUUAAUUUUUAAUUCCAGUUUUAAUAACUUUCACUAUGUCCCCUGUUGCACUGUGCUCUUUUUUCAGCUGUGUCUACGUUUAUGUAAUUAUAGUAAUUGAACAAAGUUAAGUUAAAUAAGAAUCAAACAAAUGUUUUACAUCAUCUUGGUAAUUAAUCCAAUAAGAAGGGAAAGAAGGAUAAAUAGGAUCAGAUAAAAAUAUAAAAAAGGAUCAGAGAGGUUGUGUGUGAGUGUGUACAGCUGUAUAGAGUAUAUGCACAAAGAAAUGAGAUGAGUUGGGAAGACAGAGGAACGUGUUUGAUUGUAAAUGUGUAGACAGAGUCAUUGUAUUAGUAGAGCCGUAGUGGAGAUUACGCCUGUUAAUAAAUGUAUAGUGUUUAUUCUCUCAUUGUCAAAAAUCUGUUAACUGCAUGUGAGCCUGUAAUUGAUUUCUUGUUUACAUUUUCUGUCCUCUGCUGUUAACGUUAAACAUUAACCCAAUGAGGUGCGGGUAAAACCGGCCUAUUUAGGUACAUGUGUGAACUUGCUCUGUCUCUAUGAAACUAAAAAAUAAUUAUCACA
Scatophagus argus is the source of this 4135-nucleotide messenger RNA. RefSeq lists its product as uncharacterized. Lineage: Eukaryota; Metazoa; Chordata; Actinopteri; Scatophagidae. The transcript is spliced from 4 exons. Bases 1348 to 1788 code for a protein of 146 amino acids. The record is from RefSeq and is a predicted model, not a curated record.